GGCGCGGGCGGAUCUUCGCUGGUCUCUGAGUGGCCUGACCCGGCUCCUCCCUCGGUCCCAGACAAGUUUAUCUUGUGACUGCCGCAGCUGCUUUUUCCUUCCUAGAUUGCCGAGCCUUCUAGCCCACGAUGUGUUUCCUGGCCGCCACGAUCCUACUGCUGUCGCUUGUCUCCACCACCCAGGCCGAGCCCCUGCACUUCAAGGACUGCGGCUCUCAGGUUGGAGUCAUAAAGGAGGUGAAUGUGAGCCCGUGUCCCACGCAGCCCUGCGAGCUACACAAAGGCCAGUCUUACAGCGUCAAUGUUACCUUCACUAGCGGCACCCAGUCCCAGAACAGCACGGCCCAAGUCCACGGCAUCCUGGCAGGGCUCCCCGUCUUCUUCCCGAUUCCUGAGCCUGACGGUUGUAAGUGUGGGAUCAGCUGCCCCAUCCAGAAAGACAAGACCUACAGCUACCUGAACAAGCUGCCGGUGAAGAGCGAAUACCCUUCUAUAAAGCUGGUGGUGGAAUGGAAACUUCAAGAUGACAAAACCCAAAACCUCUUCUGCUGGCAGAUCCCAGUAGCGAUCAAAUCCUAAGCUCUUUGGCGCCUGUGCCUGUGUGGGGUGAGAGGCUGUGGACGGAGGGAGGGGAAGAAAUAGAAGAGAGACCAGACCCGACAUUGAAUCAGUGCCCUAAGAUGAACAGAAUUUCAGCCAGGCAGUGGUGGAACAUGCCUUUAAUCCCAGCUCUCUGGAGGCAGAGGCAGGUGGAUCGCUGUGAGUUCAAGGCCAGCCUGGUCUACAAAGUGAGUCCAGGACAGCCAGGGCUACACAGAGAAACCCUGCC
Messenger RNA from Acomys russatus (golden spiny mouse), 828 nucleotides. RefSeq names its product NPC intracellular cholesterol transporter 2 (gene Npc2). The record is from RefSeq and is a predicted model, not a curated record. Lineage: Eukaryota; Metazoa; Chordata; Mammalia; Rodentia; Muridae. The transcript is spliced from 4 exons. Gene Ontology annotation, biological process: cholesterol efflux; intracellular cholesterol transport. Gene Ontology annotation, molecular function: cholesterol binding. The coding region runs from base 129 to 578 and encodes 149 amino acids.